Botrytis cinerea B05.10 is the source of this 1563-nucleotide messenger RNA. RefSeq lists its product as hypothetical. The record is from RefSeq and is a predicted model, not a curated record. Lineage: Eukaryota; Fungi; Ascomycota; Leotiomycetes; Helotiales; Sclerotiniaceae. The coding region runs from base 577 to 1563 and encodes 328 amino acids. The transcript is spliced from 2 exons.
GAUCCAGUAUAUCAAUCUCGAUUUCUUGCUAAGAGAAGUCCCAAUAUUCAAGUUUUUCACUAAAUAUGAUGGUCUGAUUUGUUAACGCCCAGGCGAAUCAUCCACAAUUACGUCGUCUGCUCCAAUCAAACUGGAUGAGGAUGAAGCUCAACGAGGGAAUGGAAGGAAGCUAUCCACGGCUGGCUGCCCUUGAAACCAGUCUGAGACCUGACACAGAUAUUCUGAUACUCUGACACGUAGGAGGGUUGAACGGACUAAUAGCAAAUAAUAUAUGACAGUAUACAGAUUCCCCCAAAAGCGUUUAUGUAUACGAACAUACGAGUCCCACGACAAGUAUAUUAUUCACUUUACUCAUCAUAAAUCCAAUCCGAGCCAGCCCAAAGGUCUAAGCCUCGAUCAAAUUAAACGAUCGUGAAUCAGUGACGAGGACAAAUCCGAAGAACCGGCGCAAACGGAUCGAAUGAAAUUAUGGUCACCUUGUCUAAUUCUCCCACUGCGAAUCGAAUUCCCAUUAAUUCCACCACAGAGAGAGACUUGAAUGAAAAGACAUUCGAAGAUUCGGCUCACGCAAUAAUCAUGGAUCCUCCCAAUGCUACACCUCCAAAGACCUCAAUAGAUACCUCAUUCGAUGGCGUCGAUCCUUCCAUGGACUUUGUUGGGGACGUCAACACCAAUAAUGAUAUACCCUCCCAAGAGGUGCUGAAGAAGGUUGAAAGUAUGAUCGUCUUAGAUAGGGAUGGCAAAACCAGACCUUUCAAAAGUUUAUACUCAGGCCCGAAUGUAGCAAGAAGGGUCUUGGUUAUAUUCAUCCGCCAUUUCUUUUGCGGGAACUGCCAAGAAUACCUUCGAACCCUCGCAACAUCCAUCACCGAAGACUCCCUCCUCCAACUCCAUACUCCCACCUUCAUCGCCGUCGUUGGUUGCGGCAGCCCAUCUCUAAUCCCCAUGUACCAAGAAGCCACAAAUUGUCCAUUUCCAAUAUAUGCGGAUCCGACAAAGAAGCUAUACGACGAGCUGGGAAUGAUGCGCACAUUGAAUCUCGGCGCCAGACCAGAAUAUCAGCGCAGAGGUACUCUUAUGGGGAUCGGACAGAGCGUACUCCAGAGUCUCAAACAAAUCAAAGGCGGCAAAUUGUUCCAAGGAGGCGACUACCAACAAGUCGGCGGAGAAUUCCUCUUUGAGCCAGUGCGAAUGUCCACUCCGAUCACUUCACCCGCGGAUGGGCCCGUCGGCAUGCACGCGAGCGGUGGAAUUUUGGGAAACGGUGAUAAGAUAGGAGAAAGCGAGGGCUAUGAAGAGAAGAGAAUCACCUGGUGCCACAGGAUGAAAAACACCAGAGAUCAUGCCGAAAUUCCAGAGAUCAGAGAAGUCCUCGGAUUCGACGAAAUGGUCGAGGGGGGAAAGAACCAAAAGAGGUGGUCCAAAGCAUUGAGCGAGAGAAAAGGGACUGGGAUAAGCAGCGGGGCCAGGAGUAGUAGAGCAACGAGUCUGAAGCUAGAAGGAAUGAGUGAGGAUGGCGGUAGCGUGCGGAGCAAGGAAGCAAUCAGUGAAAAGCCGUCCUAG